This is a messenger RNA of Gongylonema pulchrum, 177 nucleotides long. The record is from the annotation of a GenBank genome assembly. Lineage: Eukaryota; Metazoa; Nematoda; Chromadorea; Rhabditida; Gongylonematidae.
AUGCCCAAUGUGCACAGAGAGAAGCGACAUUUCGAAAUCGCCGCAAAAAUUGCUAGGUUGGCAGUGCCUUCAAGUGGCACAAUGGAUGCCAGGCAUAGCGGCGAGCUGAUCAACAGGCAGUGCAGCACUGGUCAGUCGUUCCAAUAUGCGUUUUUGCUGCCUGUUGCAGCGCUCUAA